AUGGUGGCUUGCCAAAAGGGGUCUGACAAGGAGAGGGACGUAUUCAAGAACGCCCUCACCAGAGACCUCACCAUAGACAAGGAGGAGGGGGACAGCGGGGCGGAGACGGAGAACGUGACGCCAAAGGACAACAAGACGGCAACGGAGAAUGACACAGAAGCAGAGAAUCAGACGGGAGGAGCAGGUGAAGAGACGGAGGGGAACGAGGUGGUGAUUGAUACCUCGGGAGGAGCAGGUGAGGUCGUCCCAGAGGUCAUUGUGCCGCUCUCCGAUGUGUCCAUGCGAUUUGAGGAGUUGUCCGAACCAAUGGACGGGAUGGACGUGAGCAUUAAGCUGUUGCUUCACAGCAAGUCCACUUUCGCCAGGCUGCUGUCCAUCAACAUCAGCGUCCAGGCCAUGAGCUACAACGGCUCCUCGGCCGGGAACAUCCAGUCCGAGGUGAAGGAGGAGACGAUGCAGCCUGGGACAGAACUGUCCGUCCCCAUCCUGGUCCCGUUCUCGGCCUAUCACAAGCUCAUGGUGGAGUGUGACAGCAUGAAGGUCACAGCCAUGGUCAAUGACAAAUACAAGCCGGAGCAAGUCUACCUGGCUGAGAAUGACAUUGUGCUGAUGGAUCCUCCUUUCACCUUAACAGUUUCCAGAACGACCAGACUGCAACAAGAAACCAGUGGAGUAUUGAUUUUCAAGAACCCGGCAGACGAGAGGCUGACGGGAUGCACACUGACUCUGUCUGGAAGUGGAGUAUUUAAAAAGGAGGAGGACUGCAAUUAG
Molecule: messenger RNA, 771 nt
Organism: Platichthys flesus (European flounder)
Lineage: Eukaryota; Metazoa; Chordata; Actinopteri; Pleuronectiformes; Pleuronectidae
Product: protein-glutamine gamma-glutamyltransferase 5-like
Exons: 5
Coding region: 1-771 (256 amino acids)
Biological process (GO): peptide cross-linking
Molecular function (GO): protein-glutamine gamma-glutamyltransferase activity
Source: RefSeq, a predicted model, not a curated record